Neltuma alba is the source of this 639-nucleotide messenger RNA. RefSeq lists its product as uncharacterized. Lineage: Eukaryota; Viridiplantae; Streptophyta; Magnoliopsida; Fabales; Fabaceae. The transcript has a single exon. Gene Ontology annotation, molecular function: endopeptidase inhibitor activity. Bases 1 to 639 code for a protein of 212 amino acids. The record is from RefSeq and is a predicted model, not a curated record.
AUGAGGACUUCUUCAUUGAUUUCUCUGAUUUUCCUUCUCUUUGCCCUCUCCACCCAACACCUAAAAACCCUAGCUGAUUCGGAACAGGUUCUUGACUUCUAUGGCAAUGCUCUCGUGCCUGGUAAGCUAUACCACAUUCUCGAUUUCACCGACCAUGCCCAUGGAAUUCAAACGGAAGAACUCGAUGAUCAAACCUGCCCUAUUACAGUGAUCUUCGGAGCUGAUGCGAAAAAGGUGAUUUUCACUCCCAAAGACGAAAAAGCAACAAGUAUCGUGACAGAACAAGAUUUGGACAUCAAAUUCCUUGAGGUUUCUCGAUGUGCUAAAUCAGGCAACUGGGCUGUUCAAGUUGAUGCUGACAAAAAUAACCAUCUUUUGAUUGGUCCACCUACUGGUGUUGAAACCUGGGAUGGUUCAUUCCAUAUUAGGAAAUCUAAGACUGGAACUGCAUAUAAUCUUGCCUUUUAUCUUUUUGAACGUGAUGAUACUUUCUUAGUGACACGAAACUACCGACCAAAUCAAGAUAUUUAUCGUUUGGAGUUAUGUACUGACGAAGGAUUCGAUGUUGUGUUCUACCCUUAUACCCCAGCCACCUUAACUCCCCCCAGUGUGUCUCGUAUCCGUAAGAGAGUUGCUUAA